Molecule: messenger RNA, 4675 nt
Organism: Callorhinus ursinus (northern fur seal)
Lineage: Eukaryota; Metazoa; Chordata; Mammalia; Carnivora; Otariidae
Source: RefSeq, a predicted model, not a curated record
AUGAGGGGAAAUCAACUGCCCAAUCCAGUCUUGAUUCUAUUUUUCCUGCUUCUUCCCAGAGAUGCUUCCACUGCUUCAAAACCGCAGUAUCUGGUGCUGGUCCCAUCAGAGCUGUACACUGGGGUCCCUGAGAAGGCUUGUGUCAUGCUUAAUCACCUGAAUGAGACGGUGACACUGAACAUAAUUCUGCAUUAUGGAAUGCAGAUCAGAACCCUCCUCACAGACCUGGUGACAGAGAAGAACUCCUUCUACUGCAGCCCGUUCACUGUCAGUAUGGCUCCUCGGGAUAUGGAAGCUCGGUUGAUUACUGUGGAGGUGAAGGGGCCAACCCAGCAGUUCAUAAAGAGGAAAAGAGUGCACAUCACAAAAGUCGACAGCCUCAUCUUUGUCCAAACAGACAAACCCAUCUACAAACCAGGACAAACAGUGAGAUUCCGCGUUGUCUCUGUGGAUGUCAAUUUUCACCCUUUGAAUGAAACGUUCCCAGUGGUUUAUAUUGAGAAUCCCAAGAGGAACCGAAUUUUCCAAUGGCAAAGUCUCAGAUUGCAAGGAGGACUCAGCCAGCUCUCCUUCCCACUCUCAGUGGAGCCCACUCUGGGUACUUAUAAGGUCAAUCUGCGGAAGGAGUCAGGGGAAAAAAUAGAGCACCCCUUUGAAGUGAAUGAAUAUGUCUUGCCCAAAUUUGAGGUCCAAGUGAAAAUGCCCAAGACUAUUGGUUUUCUAGAGGAAGAAUUUACGGUAUCCGUCUGUGCCCUAUACACAUAUGGAAAGCCUGUCUCUGGUCUGGUGACAAUUAAUGUAUGCAGAAAAUACUCACAACAGCGUUAUGCCUGCCAUGGAAGACAUUCACAAAAUACCUGUGAAGAAUUCAGUCAACAGGCAGACAGUGAAGGCUGUUUCACACAACUCGUGAAGACUAAGGUAUUCCAACUGAGACAGAAGGGAUAUAACAUGAGCAUACAAGUGGAAGCCAAAGUCAAAGAGGAUGGAACAGAGUUGGAAUUAACUGGGCAUGGAUCAUGUGAAAUCACAAAUACCUUAAGCAAACUGAAAUUUACAAAAGCGGAUACACAUUAUAGGCAUGGUCUCCCUUUUUUGGGGCAGGUUAUUCUAGUUGAUGAGAAGGAUCAACCAAUCCCCAAUAAAACUGUAGUCAUCAGGGUAGAUGUAACUGCAUACCGUUCCAGCCUUACCACAAAUGAGCACGGUCUGGUGAACAUUUCCAUUGAUACCACCAACUUCACAUCUUCUCUCUUUACAGUUACGGUCACUUACAAAGAGAAUAACCUCUGUUUUGAUAACUGGUGGCUUGAAGAAUUUCAUGCACAAGCACAGCACACUGUAAAGCAUAUUUUCUCCCCAAGCAAGAGUUAUGUUUACCUUGAACUUGUUGGUGGUACCAUGACCUGUGGACAAAUCCAGGAUAUCCGGGCACAUUACAUCCUGAAUGGACAGAUUCUGAAGGACGAAAAAGAAUUAACUUUCUAUUAUUUGAUCAAAGCAAGAGGAAGCAUCUCCCAAUCGGGAAGCCAUGUUUUGUCCAUUGAACAAGGAGACAUGAAAGGGGUAUUUUCCUUCUCCUUUCGAGUGGACUCAGACAUCGUUCCUGCUGCCCGGUUGCUGGUUUAUGCUAUUUUACCCAGUGGAGAAAUUGUCGCCGAUACUAAGAAACUCGAGAUUGAAAACUGUUUUGCCAAUAAGGUAAAUUUGAGUUUCUCCGAAGCCCAGAGCCUGCCAGCCUCACACAACAACCUGGAGGUCACGGCCACUCCUCACUCCCUCUGUGCCCUCCGUGCCGUAGACCAGAGUGUUCUGCUGAUGAAGCCUGAAGCUGAGCUCUCCCCUCAGUCGGUCUAUGACUUGCUACCAGUAAAGAGUGUCUCUAGCGUUGGAUAUGGAGGUCCCCUGACCAAAGAUGAUGAGCAAUGUAUCAUUGCAGAAGACAUAAUUCACAAUGGAAUCGUUUACACACCAAAACAGAUCCUGGAUGAUGAAGAUGUUUACAGUAUUUUUGAGUCUGCAGGAUUAAAUAUUUUUACCAACUCAAAAGUCCACAAGCCGCAUUGUCAGCUGCUUCUGCCACGUCCAGGAAUGCCUAUGGCCUAUUCGGGAAGUAACGUAGCUGUCCGGAGCAGCUCGUUACCAGAGAAAGAAAAACAAAAUUCUGUGUACAGAAAAAAGAGUACUGUGCUAAGAGCAAAGGGACCUGUUCUCAUCACAUUCCUGCAUGUCUUUCCUCUAGCACGUGGUAUUGCAGGACCAGUUUAUCCAAUGUUCCCCAGAGAGAAUCUUCCAGCCGUGGAAGUGAAAGAGACAGUCCGGAAGUACUUCCCUGAGACCUGGAUCUGGGACUUGGUGCCACUCGAUUCAUCAGGUAGAAAUGAGUUGGCAGUGAAUGUCCCUGACACCAUCACGGAGUGGAAGGCCAGCGCACUCUGCUUGUCCGGGUCGACAGGGCUGGGUCUCUCUCCCGUCAUCUCUCUUCAAGUGUUCCAGCCCUUCUUCCUGGAACUCACUCUCCCCUACUCUGUGGUGCGAGGAGAAGCCUUUACGCUCAAAGCCACCGUGUUCAACUAUUUGUCCCAUUGCAUUCGGGUCAGCUGGCAGCUGGAAGCCUUUCCUGACAAGUCAGCGGACCUAGCGAAAAAGAAUGAAGAAACUCCCUGUGUCUGUGCAAAUAGGCAGAAAACUAUGUCCUGGUCUGUGACCCCAAAGUCACUGGGAAAGGUGAAUUUCACAGCUACUGUGGAAGCCCUGCAGUCUCAGGAAUUGUGUGGCAACAAGGUGCCAAGAGUCCCAGCACUUGGACAGAAGGAUACCGUAAUCAAGCCCUUAUUAGUUGAGCCUGAAGGAAUAGAAAAGGAAGAAACUUUCAACACACUCCUCUGUGCAUCAGAAACUGGUGUAUCUGAAAAGUUGUCACUAAAAGUUCCUUCAGAUGUGGUUGAAGGAUCUGCCAGGGCGACAUGUUCGGUUUUGGGUGACAUAUUAGGCUCUGCAGUGCAAAAUCUUCAUAAUCUUCUCCAGAUGCCGUAUGGUUGUGGAGAGCAAAAUAUGGUCCUUUUUGUCCCUAACAUCUAUGUUCUGAACUAUCUGAAUGAGACACGACAGCUGACAGAGACUAUCAAGUCCAAAGCCAUCAGCUACCUCAUCAGUGGGUACCAAAGGCAGUUGAAUUAUAAGCACAGUGAUGGUUCAUACAGCACCUUUGGGGAUCAUAAUGGCAGAAGUCAGGGAAACACUUGGCUCACUGCAUUUGUGCUCAAGUCCUUUGCUCAAGCCCGGUCGCACAUUUUUGUGGAGAUGUCACACAUCACCAGUGCCCUCACCUGGCUCGCACAGAGACAGAAGGAAAAUGGUUGUUUCCAGCGCUCCGGAUCACUGCUAAACAAUGCUAUUAGGGGUGGGGUAGAUGAUGAACUGACGCUCUCUGCCUACAUCACCAUUUCUCUGCUGGAGGUGCCACUACCUGUCACUCACCCUGUUGUCCGCAAUGCUCUGUUCUGCCUGGAAAAUGCCUGGGGAUCCAUCUCAGAGGCCCAAGGAAGUCUUGUCUAUACGAAGGCAUUAUUGGCCUAUGCCUUUGCCCUAGCAGGAAAGCAGGCCAAGCGAAGUGAGCUUCUUGAAUCGUUGGACAAAGACGCUGUGAAAGAAGAGGACUCAAUCCACUGGCAGCGUCCUGGGAAAGUUGAAGACGUUACGACAUUCUGUUAUCAACCCCGGGCUCCUUCUGUUGAAGUGGAGAUGACUUCGUACUUGCUCCUUGCCUAUCUUACUGCUUGGCCAGCCCCAUCUUCAGAAGACCUGUCUGUGGCCUCACGUAUUGUGAAAUGGAUCAUCAAGCAACAAAACCCCAAUGGGGGCUUCUCCUCCACUCAGGAUACUGUGGUAGCUCUCCAAGCCCUGUCCAAAUAUGGAGCAGCAACUUUCAGUAAAAGGGAGAAAGCAACUGUAGUCACUGUCAAGUCUUCAGAGAAGUUCUUUGAAGAAUUCCAAGUCCACGAUGCCAAUCGCCUGUUGCUGCAGGAGGUCGGGUUGCCAGAGAUUCCAGGGGAGUACAGCACGACCGUGUCAGGGUCAGGAUGUGUGUAUCUCCAGACAUCCUUGAGAUAUAACAUCCUGCCCAAGAAAGAAGGGAAAGUCCCCUUCACUCUGAAGGUUGAUACUCUCCCCAAGAAUUGUGAUGGAGUACAUGCUCACAGGAAAUUCCAGAUUCACAUCAACAUUAGUUACACCGGGGAACGACCAAGCUCCAACAUGGUCAUUGUUGACGUGAAGAUGGUAUCAGGCUUCAUACCUACGAAAUCAUCCGUGAGAAAGCUCCAAGAAAAGCCUCAGAUUCAAAGGACUGAAGUGAGCACCAACCAUGUCCUGAUUUACUUUGAAGAGCUAACCAAUCAAACUCUGAGUUUCUCCUUCUCAGUGGAACAAGACAUCCAAGUUGACAAUUUAAAACCAGCUACUGUAAAAGCCUAUGAUUAUUACGAAACAGAGGAAUUCACUAUUGAAGAAUACAGGGAUCCCUGCAGUGCUGAAUCUGAACACAGAACUGCUUGAAAAUGGAAACUUGUGGACCUCAUCAGAUGAUCUUCUCCAGGAACGAAGGACAAAGACUCAUCAGGAGAGGGAAGAUAGUGGGAGAAAGAGGGGACAGGAAUUGGAAAUAUAUAAAAUU